Messenger RNA from Trichosurus vulpecula (common brushtail), 6948 nucleotides. It is a transcript of the gene UBAC2, whose product is annotated as UBA domain containing 2. NCBI's taxonomy places the organism in Eukaryota, Metazoa, Chordata, Mammalia, Diprotodontia, Phalangeridae. The record is from RefSeq and is a predicted model, not a curated record. The transcript has 9 exons. The coding region runs from base 236 to 1273 and encodes 345 amino acids. Gene Ontology annotation, molecular function: serine-type endopeptidase activity; protein binding.
GCAUGCGCAAUGACUGGCUACCGGCGUCUCGUGUUUCCGAUCGCGGGUAGCGGCGUCGUGAGGUAUUUUAGAUCCCGCUGUGUCUGCGCCUGCGCCGAAGGCGCCUUCUCUCCACCUCCACACCCCCUCCCUUCCCCCACGAGGCAGGAGCCCCUCCCCCAUUCCUUCCCCGUUUUCCCCCUCCCCCUGCUUUAUCUCUAGACUUUGCCCCCAGCGGGGGUUCGGGAGCGUGACCAUGUUCACCAGCACCGGUUCAAGUGGGCUAUAUAAGGCACCUUUGUCCAAGAGCCUUUUACUAGUACCCAGCGCCCUUUCGAUUUUAUUGGCACUGCUCUUUCAACAUUAUCAGAAUUUCUUUGUAUAUAAUCUACAAGCUGUAAAGAAUGACUUGCAGAUCUGGAGAUUGAUAUGUGGAAGAAUAAUUUGCCUUGAUUUGAAAGAUACAUUUUGUAGUAGCCUGCUCAUAUAUAACUUUAGGAUAUUUGAAAGAAGAUAUGGCAGCAGGAAAUUUGCAUCCUUUUUAUUGGGUUCUUGGAUUUUGUCAGCUUUGUUUGACUUGGUCCUUGUGGAAGCUAUGCAGUAUUCAUUUGGUAUCACAGCCAGUAACUUGCCUUCUGGUUUUCUCGGGCCUGUAUUUGCUCUGUUUGUACCAUUUUACUGCUCCAUUCCAAGAGUUCAAGUGACACAAAUUCUGGGCCAGUUUUCCAUCACAAACAAGACAUUGAUUUAUAUAUUGGGGCUACAGCUUUUAACCUCUGGUACCUACAUUUGGGUUGUAGCCACAAGUGGUCUGAUUGCUGGUAUGUGUUAUACCAAUAGUGUAUUAAAAGUUCAUGAGGUUCUUUGCAUACCCCGCUGGAUGGCAAAGUUGUUUUCUUGGACACUUGAACCCAUCUUCUCUUCUUCGGAACCAACCAAUGAAGUCAGAAUUGGAAUGGGAGCAACCGUAGACAUUCAGAGGCAGCAAAGAAUGGAACUGCUUGAUCGUCAGCUUAUGUUAUCUCAGUUUGCACACAUGAGGCGGCAGCGACAGCAGCAGGGUGGGAGGAUUAAUUGGAAUCGAUUUUUUCCUCAUAUACGUCAGAGGCGGAACGCAAAUGCUCGAGAUGUUCGACAGUCUGAACAAGAAGUAGCAGCACCUCCUCUCGAGGUUUCCGAGGAACAGGUUGCCCGACUCAUGGAGAUGGGAUUUUCUAGGGUGGAUGCUUUGGAGGCCCUGAGAGCUUCAAAUAAUGACCUUAAUGUAGCUACCAACUUCCUACUGCAGCACUGAUGAGCCCGAGGAAUGCAGCUGACAUGGUUGCUUGCCAUCUGAGGCAGAGGCAGCAUCUGCCUCCCUGAUGACAUUGAAAAAUCUUUACCAAAUGAAUCCAAGGCAACAAAGCCAUGUCUACAAAACUAAGUUAUAAUGUUGGGUAGAGGGUAGGUAUGCCCUGCUGCUCCCAUGCCCUUAAACCCCAAGGUUGUUAUGAUUACACUAUCUGAAAAUAAGUUUGCCAUUGAAUUAGCUAGCAUGUUCUUUUCUAUCUUCAUUUUGAAAAACUGGGUCUUUUCCUUAGUUUUGGGAAUCAACAGUAAAGAAUUUGUUGCAGUAGACGUAUAAAAUGCUGAGAGAGUACAAACUUAUGCAACAGCCCAGUGCCACUCCUGAGGGGAAAGAGAGGCUGUUAUAAGUCAUACUAUUUUUAUUAUAGUACAUAAUCCCACAUAAUCUUUUGAUUGCAAUAAUAAUCUUGAAGGGGAAAGGGAGUAAUGUUAUUUCAAUAAGGACAUAUCAGAUUAUUCUUUGUAAAAGGUUUUUUUUAAUUGCAUUAUUUUUUUUCUCAAAUUUAUUUUUAAAUCUAAAGGGCUAUUCAGGCCAUGCCCGAUACCACCUAGAUACCGGAAGUAUGAUUUAUAUAUCUAUUAUAAAUUGUAUUAACUAAGGACUAACUAGGGGAGAGUAGAAGCACUGAGUCAUGCACUCCUCAUUAUUGCCAGCACAGGGCAGAUUUUCUAGGCCUUUCUCCCCAUGUCUUCCAGAAAAAGCUACUAAUUAAAAGAGCCUAGAAGAGUCUCUGAAACAGUGAAAAAGCUCUGGGGGAAAAAAAAGGGAUCUAGUGUUAACUCUCCCUUGAAAAUCCAAAGUAGAUCCAUAAUGGGGAAGUGAUUCAGGCAGCAAAAGAAUGAAAAUGGAGCUAAAAAAAACCCCUAGCCUGACAGCAUCCAGCCAGGUUCAGCAGGACCAGAGUGACCAGCUGAAUCUUCACGAUGGCCUAAAUAGAGUACGUUAUAGUUGACAUGUGGUGGAUUCGUGAAUAGACCAUCCGUUAUUUUCAGGAAGUGGAGAUGAGGACUCUAGCCCACCUUUUGUGUCUGGUUCUUGGGCUAAGCAUUUGCCUGCUGAAAACCUAGAUUGCUUGUCCCUGGCUGCACCACCAGCAUUAGCCUCUCUAGAAGUGGCAUUUCCUGGCAGCCACAAACCUAGGAUGCUUGGCAUCCCAAAGGGUCAACCCAGGGCAAUGCAGAGGAUAAGAAUAACAUUUCAGAAUUAGUCGCUGUAAGCAGAGAAAACGGAAAUCAGCAUUGGAAAGGGAUGGAAAAUGUGAGGGGAAGAGGAGGGCUGAAAAAGGCCUUUAGCAGAUACAAAGCCAGGGGAAACGCAAGUCCAUUUGUCAUCUGCAAAGUGAGCAGAAAUUUAUCAAAUUGAUGCAAGUUUAGGUACACGACGCUCAUCAUAAUAAAGCUUAAAACAUGUUUUACCUUUUUAGUAUUUUUCACAUAGGAUUGACCCAAUCGAAAGAAAAUUUUCUCCUAGGCUUUGAAUGAUGAAAUAGUCUGUCAGGCUACCUGUCUCUUUGGCUGAAGAGCUUCAUGGGAGAAAAAGGUUGGAGAGAGCUUUUGUUCAGUCUAGCUAGCACUGUGCAGUUAAUAGUGGCUGUGUCCUGAAAGAAGGAAAUAAAUGUGUUACCAAGGCCAGAUUCCAGGGCUCAUAAGUAUCAUUUCAGUGCCUAGGACCUAGUGGGGCCCCAAGAACUCUGUGCCUCUCUGGCUCAAAGCUCCAUUAGCAGCACCCAAUCAGUAAAGUAAUAAGAGCAAGGAACCCUAAUGGAGCGGUCUGAGGCCAAGUCACUGAGCAUGUUCCUGUGGAGACGGUACAGAGGCAAUUCAGAUUGGUUGUGCAAGGGGCACACAUUUAGGGUUGUACUUUCAAAAAAAAAGUGCAAUACAUAUUCUUACCAUGUGUUAUUUUUGUUAACAUAGUCAAAUAAUUCAUAACCAAUUCAUUAGAGAAGCAGAGAGAAUUUCUACAAGUUCCCAGAUAUCUUAAUAAAUAACACCUGAAAAUCAGGAUCUUAGAGAAAGAUGUGUAUUUGAAGGUCAUCUGAAGCAACAUUAUCAGCAUCUACACAUGGACUAUUUUGGUCAGAACUUAUAAUUUCAUCCAUGUAGGGAGCUUCCAUUUCCAUUAAUACCAAUUGGCAACUCCCAUGUGAUUCAUAGUCUUAGAGAGUUGCCUAGGCCAUUGAGAGGGUAAGUGACUUACCCACAGUCAUACAGCUGAUUUAUUUGGGAGGCAGGACUGAAGCCCAGGUCCCUCUGACUUCAACACCAGCCUUCUGUCCACUGUGCCAAUCUGCCUCUCACAUAUUAUAUAUGGUUGGUUUUUUUUUUCCUUUUAAAAAGGAUUCAUCACCGAGUGGUUCUUGUUUAUUGUUUGUUACAUUUUGAGAAACCCUUCCAAUUCAGUUUUCAUACUCAGUGUUCUUCUCUACUAUAAAUGAUAAGGCACUGCCUUCCUUGUUAUCCCCUGGGACUUGGGUUUUUUUACUGGCACAACUUGUGGUCUCAGGAUCUUUUUCUUUGUAAUCACCUCCACUCCUGUCUUAAUACCAGUCCUUUCCUUUCCUUCCUGGCAUCACCGUCAGCACCAAGGAACUUCUAGCACUCACAUUCCCUGUUCUACACCAUCCUUGAUGAUCAGCUGUUUCCCACCAAAUGGCAAGCUAAUCAUCUGCUCCAAAUAAGCUGAGAUCCCAGGGGCUUUGAAUAAGGGAAAAUAUAUGCAUACUCACAGCUUUCAUCAGACAUUGAAAAUCUCAUUCAGGUACAUAUGUAAUCUUUGAGAAAAUCCAGUGUUUUCCUCCCACUGUCAGGAUUUGUGCCAGAGGAGGGCACCAAAGAGCUACGUUAAUCUACCCUUAAGUCUACAAAAAUGCUUGUGGGCUACUGAACUAGUACCAUGCUGAUUUCAUUAUUAAGUGGGUAAGUUCCAGUUGCCCCAGAGAGAGGCAGAAACCUUGUUCGUAGGUUCACCUGGCCCAAGGGAGAACAUGUAUUGGUAAAGCCCUGAUUGAUAGGAGGGCCCCAGGUACUGCCUCAGCAUAAAUUACGUUGAAAUCACGGAAGGAACAUCAGAACUUUGAUUAGCGAACUAAGCCCAAAAUUAUGAAAAUACCCAAGUGCCAUUUAUAAAAUGAAAUCACUUUUUAGUACCUGAACUUGUAAUCUAUUCCUACAUAGCAAUAGACCUUUCACCUCCAUAGGACCACAUCCUAAAAUGUUUUGGAGAGAAUUACAGUAUAGUUCAAAGUUUAUUUUACUGGAUGUCUCAGGUAUUAACUAAUAUAUAUUGAUCAAAAGAGAUAUGAUUAUCUUCACUCUGCAUCCCACACCUGCCCUUUGACCUCAGCUCACACAGUGAUUUUGAAAUAAGUGAAUGGGAUUAAAUCAGUAUCAUAAAGAGGGAUCAACAUUUCUCAUUGCAGUUUCCUGGCUUUGACUAAAGAUUUUUCUUUUUCAUUUUAUGUCAAAACUCUGUUGGAACAAAUGUAAGGGCAAUCUGCUCAGACCACUGUAAAUCUUUUGUUUUUUAAGCAGCAGGAUCUAAGGACCCCAAUCCCCCAAAGAGAUAGCGUUUGCACUCUGAAUUGGAAAUGGUAUUAUAGACUACCUCCUUUGAUCAACAUGUUUUCUUGUGUACUUUGAGGGGGAAGGGUGUUGUACAAUAAUCUUUUUUUACCCUUUAAAUACAAGGAAGUGUUCAAAGGGAUCUGCCUAUGUGAGCAUUAGCUACAGGGGCCCUCUUUUACACUCCAGUUUGGUACAGGCCAGAAAAUUCCAGAUGUUUUGUCACCUGGGGCAUGUUUUGUCUGCUGGGUAUUCUGACUUGGACCAUGAAUAUCUGUGGCAUUUCUGAAGCACCCCAUCAUUCAGAUCAGAAGUGUAAUGGACACAGGCAUAGUGUGGGCACCCCAAGAGGACUUGAGGCCAUCUCUGGAGUCCUAGUGAACUAGGAAAGUACAUCAUUUCUGUGAUAAUGCCCAGGUGGUCAGAAGACCAGACGAAACUAAAGUGAGGGAAUGAAAAGUUCCCCUCAGAGCCCCUUGGGACUUCUUGCAGGGAACCUUGAAUCACUCCCUGGGGAUAAUUCUCAAUGGGGUAAUUCUCAGCCUGCUCCCUGAAGCACAGGAUGGUUCUGACCCAAACUGAGAGGAAGCCCCUGUGGCAGCCUCCAAGCAACCAGACUCCACAGCAGCAAAAUGAAAAAUCAAUUGUUAGGCACAGUGAAUACCAAGGGAUUACUUAACCUUUUAUUUCAUGGACCCCUUUGGCAGUCUGGUGAAGCCUAUGGACCUUUUCUCAGAAUGAUGUUUUUAAAUACAUAAAAUAAAAUAUAUAGGAUUACAAAGGAAACCAAUGACAGUGAAAUACAGUUAUCCAAAUUUUAAAAAAACAACCAAGUUCAUGUACACUUCUGCCACUCACCCAACUCCCAAGAACCCCUGAUAUAGAUUAUCCAUCUCUGAGUACUAAAAGUAGAAAAGCACUUUCAGAUAAAUCUGUUCUAGUACCCAGCUUUGUACCAUUAUGUAGGUAUAGCCCCUUGAGAUUUGAUUCAUUUCAAUCCCAUAAGCAUUUAUUAAGCUCCUUCUAGAGCGGAGCGCUGCAUUGGUGAUACAGACAAAACAGAACCUGUCGCUGUGCUCUAGGCUUACCUUAUAGCCUUCCAGGAGGCUCCUGUCCAGAUCUAUGUAUAAUGUAUAGGUAAAUACCAAGUAUUUACAAAGGAAUGUGGAGUAAUUUUGUGGGUUAGGAUAAAAAGUCUUCAUGCGGCUACAAAAGCGAAGAAAGACAGACUGUGGAAGGCUUUAGUCUGAGGACUCUGUAUUAUACCCUAGAGCCAUCGUGGAAUUUUGAGGUGAGGGAGGAGGGGUGGAGUGGACGUGGUCACAUCCUUGUUUUAGGAUUAUUUGGUAGUUGAUUAAGUCUACCAUAGGGCGUUAAGACCUCUACUUCUCCCUAAGAGCAUAGAGCCUCUUUUUAUGCUUCUGAAGUCUGUUCAAGGAUUUUCUGCAUAACAGGAUUAGAAUUGUAAACCCACCACGAACAUGGUAUAUUUCAUUCUUUCCUCAUUAAAAUCUCUUAACAGUAUGGCAAUAUUCAUCAGAAGGCUUCAAUAGAAUGGUAAACAGAAGUGUUAGAGCAUAGCUAAGAAAUGGUCAACCAGCCUGAUACUGUCUAUGCAGCUUUUUUCAUGGGGCAACUUAUAAAACCUGCAUUUUUGUUGUUUAUGAAAUCCAAGUUUUCUCUAUAGAUAAAGCUUUCGGGAUUGUGCAGCUGUUUUCAAAAGGUAUCAGACUGCUAAGUGUCUUCAGCCCCAAAUCCAGCGGACGCGUAUUAACUCCUCAAGAGGCUGGACCUCGUUGCAUUUAGAUUCUCAUAUACAUGUCUGUGGUGUUUUGUGCCUACUGAUGCCUUAAUGACCUAUUUAAAGGAAAAAAAUAAAAAGCCGUUAUUUUGUUAAAAUUAAGCAAACAACUAAACUAAAAAAGCCAAAUCCUGGAUGAGCUACAAGAAAUUCCCAGACCCACUUCCUAGGUAGAGUUAUGACAAUGUUGUUUGUGUUCUGGAUGAAGUAAUUGUGACUAGAAUGAUGGUUUGGUAAAAGAAAGCUAAAUGACGUCA